Messenger RNA from Orbicella faveolata, 982 nucleotides. Its product is annotated as nuclear transport factor 2-like. NCBI's taxonomy places the organism in Eukaryota, Metazoa, Cnidaria, Anthozoa, Scleractinia, Merulinidae. Gene Ontology annotation, biological process: nucleocytoplasmic transport. The record is from RefSeq and is a predicted model, not a curated record.
UGCUUGCAUAUUCUCUCGAUCGUUGGGGUGUGCGCGCGUGGUGUGUGGAAAGAUGAACCCUAACUAUAAAAUAAUUGGGGAAUCGUUUGUGAACUCUUACUACCAGCUUUUCGACACCAACCGGGCCGAACUGGCGAAUUUUUAUACUGCAGAUUCCAUGAUGACAUUCGAAGGAAACCAAUUCGGAGGAACAGAGGCAAUUAAAAAAAAGCUAGUAGAGUUGCCAUUUGUUACUGUUAAACAUGUAGUAACCACUGUGGACUGUCAGCCAACUGUACAAAACGGAGUGGUUGUCUAUGUAGUUGGGCAACUUAAGACAGACAAUGAUCCUCCUCAUAGCUUCAGUCAGUGUUUUCUCCUGAUGUACAAUGAACAACUGGCCUCAUAUUGUGUUCUCAACGACAUGUUCAGGCUGUCGCUGCACCACCAUGCUUAACACUACAGCUGUGAUUUUGUAUUCACUGCAGAGAGACCUGAUUAUUUUAGCCAUGUAUGGAUUAGAUAAGAAUCAAGGACUGAAGUGUUUUACAGCAAUCAAGCAAUUAUUGUUUGCCUUGUACUAUAAGAUAGCUUAAUGUGGCAUGGUUGUGUGCUUGCAAAAGUGUUACUGAACAGGGACAAUUCCGAAAAGCUUGAGAGAACAAACUUCUUUUGCAUGCCUAUCCAGCCUCGAGUGAGAGAGAUCUUUCAGCCAAGAAAUUUCAUGCUAAUAACAACAUAAUGGAAAACCUUGUUGACUGUGUGAUUGUUUGUUGGUUAUUUUUUACGCACAAAAAGGAAGCCAGUGAGAGUUGCUGCUCGGGAAAGUUCUAUUUUGACUGUUUCUGUGCAAAAGAUUGACUUCUUGCCGUUGCUACUCUGUUGGAAAAAUUGACUAUCGACAUUCAAAACAGUAAAAGAAUUUUAGACAAACCUAAAUGGCAACUGCUUAUUAAGUUACUGGUUUUGAGUAUUCAGAAAUUAAACUUACUAAACAAAUGCA